Molecule: messenger RNA, 1261 nt
Organism: Oncorhynchus kisutch (coho salmon)
Lineage: Eukaryota; Metazoa; Chordata; Actinopteri; Salmoniformes; Salmonidae
Product: septin-5
Exons: 11
Coding region: 1-1182 (393 amino acids)
Molecular function (GO): GTP binding
Source: RefSeq, a predicted model, not a curated record
AUGAACAAGUUCUCCAGCCUGGCUAAAGAUGAAUUGGGGAACUUAAAUCUGGAGAGUUUCAUCAGGGAGUUUCCCCAGAACAGAUACAACUGUUCCUCUCACCAGGGCACAGGAUUGAUCUCAGGAAACUUCUGUUACUCCUCCCCUCUCCCGGAACACCACUACCUGGCCACACCCACCAGCUGGACCUCUGACCGCCCCCCACGACCCAAGAGCCCCUGGGGCUGCCUAGACCCCUACACCUCUGAGGACCAGGACAAGGAGUAUGUAGGCUUUGCUACUCUGCCCAACCAGGUACACAGGAAGUCAGUAAAGAAGGGAUUUGAGUUCACUCUGAUGGUUGUAGGAGAGUCUGGUCUGGGUAAAUCUACACUAGUCAACAGUCUGUUCCUUACAGACCUCUACAAGGACAGGAAGGUGCUGAAUGCAGAGGAGAGGCUGGCUCAGACUGUGGGCAUCACUAAGAACACAGUGUGCAUCGAGGAGAAGGGAGUGAAGCUCAAACUCAACAUAGUGGACACACAAGGUUAUGGAGAUACCAUCAAUAAUACAGACAGCUAUAAGUGUGUUUCAGACUACAUUGACCAUCAGUUUGAGCAGUACCGCAGGGAUGAAAUUGGCCUGAACAGAAAGAACAUCCAGGAUAACAGAGUCCACUGCUGCCUCUACUUCAUCUCUCCCUUCGGACAUGGUCUGCGGCCAUUGGAUGUAGAGUGUAUGAGGGCUCUGCAGGACAAGGUCAACAUCAUCCCUGUUGUGGCCAAAUCUGAUGGUCUCACUUAUGAUGAGGUUAAGAAGAAGAAGAGCAGGAUCCUAAGUGAGAUAGAUAAGUACAGGUUAAAGAUCUACCAGUUCCCAGACUGUGACUCUGAUGAGGACGAGGAGUUCAGGAGGCAGGACAUGGAGCUCAAGAGGAGUGUUCCGUUUGCAGUGAUCGGCAGUAACAUGGUGGUGGAUGUUAAUGGUCGGCGGAUCCGCGCCCGUCUCUACCCCUGGGGAGUGGUGGAAGUGGAGAACCCAUAUCACAGUGACUUUGUCCACUUGAGGAACAUGUUGGUGAGGACUCAUAUGCAGGACCUGAAGGACAUGACCCAUGACACACACUACGAGAGUUACAGAGCACAGUGGCUGUGCAAGAGCCAACGCACUGAUGUGGAUUAUGACUUCUGCCACACAAUCUAAUCCAGGAGGCCUUUAGUGUUAAACAAAAGAUGAUACACUGCUUUCACUAUUGCUGGAAUAAAGUCACAAGCUAAAUGUA